CCGUUCUUCAACAGACAGAAGGAAGCGAGAAAAGUGGCGGCGCUGUCUCACUUCAGCUCACCCCGAUCUCGCGUGAUCUCACGAGAAUCACCUCCCAUCAUGUCGACAGCUUCUUCUCCAUGCUCAAAACCUCCAGCCAACGGCUUCGUUGCCCUGGCGCGCAAGGUCUAUAAUCCCAUCGGGUUCAAGAAGGGGUACAGCUUCACCCUCUUUGUCAUCACCGCGGGGGGUAUGAUGGGGUUCACACUCGCCCGCAUGAUGUACUUCAACUUCAACGGCGUCUUCUGUAAUCCGGCGCACGACUCGAGGGCGCUCCCGGGAGAGUGCUACUAUUUUCAAAAGGGCACGGCACGGAUCGGAAUCAUCAUGCACCUCGCGGGUGUCAUACCGGCAGGCUUUCUUGCCUGUCUACAAUUCGUCCCUGUCAUACGUCGCAAGGCUAUCCUGUUUCAUCGCCUUAAUGGGUAUCUCAUCGUUCUCCUGAGUAUAGUGGGAAUCAUUGGUGUCUUUCUCAUUGCACGGCGGACGUUUGGCGGUGGCGUGAGCAUGCAGACUGUUUCUGGCACCGCCAGCCUCAUGUUCCUCGGAGCCCUUGCCCUUGCCAUCUACAACAUCAAGAAACUCCAGAUCGAGCAGCACCGGGCAUGGAUGCUCAGAGCCUGGGUAUACGCCGGUUUCAUCAUCACGAUGCGCAUCAUUGGGUACCUCGCUGCCAUGAUCACGGCUGAGUCGAACUACUAUCAAGUAAAGCAGUGCGCUAUGGUGGACUUUAUCUUCCGUCACGACCAGAACAAAGUCCUCGGCUUCUAUCCUGGCUGCGACGGCUACUACUCGGGGGAGAACCCCGGCCUCAGCGUCCUUGUCCACGCCAGCAUCACCGCUCACCAGCCUGCCGAGAUUUCAGCCGGGUUCACAGCCGUCUUUGAUUCGGGAUCAUGGCUCGCCUUGGUGAUCCACGCUAUCCUUGUUGAAAUUUACCUUCAUUUGACACCCGCAGAAGCUGAGCGCCUUCGUCGCAUCUCUUAUCAGCGUCAGCUCGAAUCCGGGAUGAAGAAUGCCGGGAACGCAGGCAUGACUGUUCAAAGACUGGGUGACGCCGAGCCUUGGCUACCCCCAACUGAUUCACAACCAAGCGAGUCUAGUAUAAGACCGAGCUCGGAUGAGGAUGUAAGGCGGAAGAGCGAAAGCGCGGCGUAG
Molecule: messenger RNA, 1197 nt
Organism: Colletotrichum tamarilloi
Lineage: Eukaryota; Fungi; Ascomycota; Sordariomycetes; Glomerellales; Glomerellaceae
Exons: 3
Source: RefSeq, a predicted model, not a curated record